AUGAUGACCGACGCCGUGCUGGUGGAUCGGGAUCAGCUGCGCCGUGAAUCGGCCCGCUUGCUCCGAGAAACCGCCUCCCUCGGGGGACGGCUGGCGUCGACGACGACGACGACGACGACGACGACGACGACGACGACAAAUGCGGGGGCGGCAAGCGCAAGAAGCAAAGCAGCACGCGUAAAGCUCGACCCGAAGGAGCGCUCGAAACGAAGCUUGAAGGCGGCGUUCUCCAAAGCCGGCAUCCUCAGCCGACGGUCGCGAACCGCGUCCACCUCAUCCACAACCGCAACUGCAACCGAAAGCAAUGCUACAACAGACCCUGCAUCGACCUUGCUCUCCCUGGCCGCAGGCACCACCAAGUGCUGCUCUCGGAAAGACCUCAAGCGCAUCACCCUCCAAAAGCUCUCGGAGCAACGCAAAGUCAUGUUUGCUCAAGAUGACGCUUACCGCCAACUCGAUGAGGAAGACUUUGAGGAUUCCAUGCAGCAUGAGGACAACGACGACGAAGACGAUGAUCAAGAUGAUGACAACCACGAGGACGACGAGGAAGAGGAUGAGACGGACGCUGAGGACGACGAGCAAGAUGCGCAGCAGGAAGCCGACUGUGCUGAUGGUGGCGAUGACCACGGUGACGUUGAUGCAGACCUUGCUGCCGUGGCAAACGCGCUCGCCCCCAACGCCAGCAAAGGCACCACGAUGCCAAGCACGAGUGACAACACGACCACGAACGCUGUUGCUGCUACCAGCGACACCAACAACAACGAUGACGACUGGUCAGCGCUUGACCCGGAGAUGCUGGAGUUGUGCUCGGGCCAAUUUGAGACGCAAGCCGCACCCAAGGAGGACAACGACGAUGACGCGACUGGCAGCAACGAUGCCGCUGCCGGCGCCAAGAAGAAAGGGCAGAGCAUCGUGGAUGUGCUGUUGGGAAAGAAGGUGGAGAGCGAGGUGAAGGCCCCGACAACAGCGGGUAUGCUAAUGGACGGGAUGGCGUUCAAGGCAGCGGGUGUCGGUGGCAGUGACAACAGCACCAAGGAUGGUGCAGCACGCAAUGAACCCCACGCGUCGUCAACAUCGUCAACAUCAUCGUCAUCAUCGUGUGUGGGUGAUGGGUGUGAUGACCGCACGGCUGCGAGCACAGAGCGCGAGGCAACGCAGCAUGAGACCAUCACGUCUACCACAGCCGUCACCGGCACGACCAGGCUUCGCGGGCGAGGUCGUGCACAGACCACCAACAACAUCAAUAAUGACGACAACGACGACGAUGCCAGGCAGGAGAUGGUGUCGCGUCGGAGUGCGGAGUACAGAUUCAGCCCAGACCCAACGGAGGAGGGCGAGGACGACCACGGCCACGGCCUCAACGACAGCAACAACAGCAUGUUUGGUGAUGGCGCUGAUGCAACGCAACUCGUUGAUCCGUCUGAUGAUGAUGAUGAUGACGAUGAUGAUGGUGAUGGUGAUGGUGAGCGGUGGGUGUCUGGCCAGGGCGGGCGCAGUGCACGUGCGCGCGGGUUCCUUGACGACGCCGCAGCUGACGACGACGAUGAUGAUGACAUGUUGGAUAUGGAGGGUGAUGGUGAUGAGGAGGAGUGCGAGGUUGGAGUCGGGGAUGCACAGGAGGAGGCGCGGGCGGCGGCGAGAGAGGCAGAGCGGCUUGGUCUCUUUGAUCACUGCAGGGAACAGCAGCAUGGUGAUGAUGGUGAUGAUGUGGAUGAUUGCGACGAUGCUGAUGGUGACCUCACCCAAUGUGGUGGUGACACGCAGCCAACAACACAGCCAGACGGCAGCAACAAUAACAACAGCAGCAGCAAGCCCGUGCCACGCACAUCGUCAUCAUCAUCGUCGUCUGCAGCAACAGCAUCGCUGCUUGGGCUGGUGCGCCAGCAGUCAUCCAACCGCGGUCCGCUCACUGGCGAAGACAGCGUUGACGGGCGCGCGGCGAGUGAUGACGAGCAUGGCGAGUAUGACGAGGAGGAGGAGAACAGGCUGCUGCAGCGCGCAGACUUUGCUGAGCACGUGACCGUUGCCCGCGUCGAGAGCAGCCAGCAGUCGCUGUUUGACGACAUCUUUGACGAUUCGUCCAACUCGCAGCUGUCAUUCACGCGCACCACAUCGCGUACACGCUCGCGCGCUGGCUCCGUGUCAACGCGCUUCUCCCUGACGCGGUCGGACUCUCUCCUCCGCCGCUCGUCGCAGGACCUUGACUUGAUCCGCACUUCAAAGUGCGCACGCACCAAGGCAACGACGGGAACAAGCAAAGUGUUUACGUUCAACGUUGGCGCCAAAUCGCGCCGGAAGCAGAGCAACCCGCAGCGGCACGACCCGCCCCCAAAGCGCGGCAAGCGCCAGUGACGC
Molecule: messenger RNA, 2355 nt
Organism: Salpingoeca rosetta
Lineage: Eukaryota; Choanoflagellata; Craspedida; Salpingoecidae
Exons: 6
Coding region: 1-2352 (783 amino acids)
Source: RefSeq, a predicted model, not a curated record